Molecule: messenger RNA, 4927 nt
Organism: Cydia strobilella
Lineage: Eukaryota; Metazoa; Arthropoda; Insecta; Lepidoptera; Tortricidae
Gene: pink
Product: BLOC-2 complex member HPS5 homolog
Exons: 6
Coding region: 104-3058 (984 amino acids)
Biological process (GO): developmental pigmentation
Cellular component (GO): cytoplasm
Molecular function (GO): protein binding
Source: RefSeq, a predicted model, not a curated record
UUCUAAAUGUAGUAAAUGUGUCAUUCAUGUGUCAUUCGUGCUUAUUGUAAUGUUUAUUAUUAUGGAUAGUGUAAUUUGAAAAAGAAAAAAUGUGCUUGUAAACAUGUCUUCUAACAAAUUACCGCCUUAUGUGCUGUUAGAGCUUCCUCCCGUGACCGAUCAGAUCAAUUUUCCGUUAAAAAGUGCUCAACGAAUUAAGUACACAUGCUUUGAUGCAUCCAAGUCGCUGAUAGCCUUUGGAGCCACCAGCGGAGGAAUCUACAUCUUCAAUAGGACUCCGUGUGAAUUUGUGCAGCUCGUUCCAAAUAAGGAUGGUGCUAUCACGCGCGUAGCUAUAUCUAAAGACGAAAAACACAUAGCAUGUGCGAACGGGAGAGGUAUUGUGACCGUCACCGACUGCGACCAGGCCUGCGCUCAUACUGUUACUUCCAAGGAGCAUGCCGGCAACGAGGUCACCGCCAUGGCUUGGAGCGGUAACCUGCUGUUCACCGGAGACGACGUGGGCCGGAUAUCCGUCUUACACUUACACAGUUUUAUUGCGAAAACGAUGUUCCAAAGUUCAUCACAGACCAUAAUGAGCUUAGACUCCCGAAUAUGCCAGCUAGACAUGCGGGACUGCAUGCUGCUCGUAUCGACACUCACCAGAUGCUAUGUCUGCAAUACAACCCAAGAACAAUACAGGCAGAUCGGACAGAAACUAAGAGAUGGGGAAUUCGGAGCAUGUUUUGUAACUAAAGAUAAUGUUGAAAAUUCCACAGAAAACGCCAAAGAUGUAAAGGAAGUAAAAAAGUAUAAUAUUGUUGAUGAUGAUGCUGGAUUUGCCGUUGGAGAGAAAUUAGCGAAUACUCUCAUAUAUUGCGCUAGACCGUCUUCUAGGUUAUGGGAGGCUACCGUCGAUGGUACAGUUAGGAGAACACAUCAGUUUAAACACUGUUUAGCUGAAAAUUACAAAGUAGUCACUUUAGAAUCAUAUAACAAUGAAAAUUUGUGUAUAGAUAAAGAUACAAGCGAAGCUGAAGGUCAGUCGGUUAAUUUUUCCAAAAUUUUUAAUAUAAAGAGUGCCAUAUUUAGUUUCAAAAAAGAUGCUUUAUAUUUUUUAAAUGUCGAUGACGUUGAAGAUACUAUGUGGUUUAAUACAUAUAAAGAUAUAGUUGAUUGUAAAAUAUAUAAUAACGAGCUGUAUAUAUGGCUAAGCAACGGUGCUUUGUUGAAUUUGAAAUAUUUGAAAAUUGAUAAGUUUCUAUUAAAGUGCUAUGUAGAUGAAAAAUAUGCUCUCUGUGCUGAAAUAUGUGCCUUGUUUAGCGAUUACUUGCUUUCAAGUAACUUAUCGUCAAAACUGCACAUUUUAGUUGGUCUUAGAGAGAAACUUGAGCCAGAUGCGAUCAAAAAUAUAGAAAAGGUUUUAGAUAAAAUUGACAGUUUAAAAGAUGCAACUCAAAUGAAAUCUGGCAUUUUCGUUGUUGACAACACUUAUCAUGCUCAGACAUGUCUGUCAGAUGAUGAAAGUAAAUCUAAUGAAGAAAAUAAAUUUGGAAAUCUGACACCCGAAGCAUUACAAGCUUUCAAAGAUUUAGGAGUCACAGUGACUGACAAACUUAAUUCUAGCAAAAAGAAAUUGAAAGAGAAAUGGGAAGGCUUCGAAGACAAAAUGAAACAUUUCAGUAUUGAGAAGCAAAGUAUACAAGAGGUACAAUUGCCAGAAAGGAGACCUCGGCACGAAGAUCCUAGCGAAUAUAUUCCUAUAGAAGUAGAUAACGAUAUUAUUUACAAAGAGUCUAGUCCAAAGGCCAUAGAUAUAGACAAUAAAAUAGAAAAUCUAGAUGACAAAGUGUGUAAAUCGCUGUAUCAAUAUUUUAGACUAAGUUUAGUUAGUAAAGAAGAACAAUCGAAUUUAAUAUCAAUAGUAGAAAACUAUUCCUGUGAUAUUAGUGGAAUCCAUCGACUUAUGUUAUUGCUGGAAAAUUAUUGCAUAUCCGUAGGAGCUAAGGAAGAAUCAAAAUAUGCACCUUAUAAUAUAUUCCUAACUUAUUUAAACUUAUCAUCGAAGAAAGCUGAAUAUAUAGAUGCGAUAUUAAAAGAUGAAACAUUAUAUAAAUACUUUGUUGACUCAUGUAUAACAGUGAAUUUAAAAACUCGAAAAGUCUCAGAAAUGGGGUGUGAAUGUGGUUUUCCUUUACCGUAUUCGAAAACAGAUGAAAAACCAAUGUUUUCAGCAUUAAUAGAUGAAUUUAUAGAAAAGCAAUGGGCGAGUCAAACAAGAGAUCAAUGCUACGACAUUUGCAAGAAAAUGCCUUAUUUAUGGAGAAAGAUUUUAUACCUACAAAGGAACGAAGACCUUUUGAACGUUUUACGGAUAUUACUUCAAAUGUUAGAUGAAAACUUACUCCACUCAUAUCUCCCCCAAUUCACAUUAGACACAUGGGAUCGUACUAUACAAUUGUACGUGACUCUUCAUGCAAAUUUAUGUUUGAAUUGUAAUAAAAAGUUCGACAAUAUCAACGUAAAAGAUACGUUAGACUGGGAUGAUUUAGGAGCGAUGAUAAUCAAGUCAGUGGGUGGAAGGAACGCUAUAAAGCUGAUGGAGAGACAUUCAUUAUUGAUCGCGCCGGGCGAGAUCAGUAUGAAAUUCUAUCAUACUUGUUUGAUGGUGUCGUUGUAUGAGAAGUAUGACAGCACGAUAGUGACGCAGAUAACUGAGGUGUUGUACAACACUUAUGAAUAUGAGGAUGUGAGAAAUGAGAUCUGUCAAAUUCUACGCACAACUGUCAACGGGGACAUCAAACACACAGCACUGCCCAUCAUCAUAGCAGCCAAAUCCCAACACUGGGGACUCAAACCUGCAAACAUCACUGACCCACUGUCAAUAAUUAUUGACAAUAUUCCCACACUCAGUAACGGGGCUACGGACUGUGCGUUAUGUGGACUGCCGUUGCAGAAUGAGUUUCUAAUUAAAGAUGGCGGACUUUGGGUGUUUCGGUGUGGCCAUAUUUUUCAUGGGGCUUGUUUAGAUGUUAAUAAAGUUAAAUUGUGCCCCGAUUGUUUGCCGAUGGCUAAGUAAGAUUUGUAUAUUAUUGUAAAUUGUAUGAACAUAAUGAACAACACAAUGCAAAAUGCAAUGCUAGAUGCUAGAAUGAUAAUCAUAAAAUCAACCUUUCAAAUAUAUGGCCUCAUACUGACAAUAUUGUGCCCCGAUUGUUUCCGAUGCCAAAGUAAAAUCAAAUUGUAAAUUGGACGUAAUUAAGGGAAUAUGAACCAAUCCAUAAAAAAUGUCCAUAAUAUGUUUACUUUCUGUCAAAUAGAAAGUUAUUUAUUUAACUGGCAUUUUUUCAAGACGAAUCCUUUUCGUUAACCUUUUAAAGCGCAAAAAAUAUCCGAGGAAGUGAAUUCAAGCCUCUACGUCGCUCGAUUGUCCUAAUGAUUCUAGUUAGGAAAAAGAGGGUCAAAAUUUUUGAGAAUUCUAAUUUACAUUGCGAAUUAAAGCGUUAAACUAAGUCCAAUUGUGAAUACAUAGAACGGUAACGUUAAAAUAAACCCUGCAAUCAUUACUGACACCACACUAUCAAUAAUUAUUGACAAUACUUUUGCACUUAACCUUUUCGACGCCGUGUCAAACACAAAAGCUGUCAUCCAAACGCCACGUCACCGGUGUCAAAACUGAAAUUGAACUUUAUGCACUAGCAUGUAGGUCUAUCUUGCUCUGUGGUCUAUGACCGAUUAAUCGGUAUUUGGCGUUGAACCUACGGUGCGUAUAUAUCGGUCAUUGGCGUCCAAAAGCUUAACAAUGGGGCUACAGGCGCCCACUGUGGGUUACCAUUGCAGAAUGAAUUUUUGAUCAAAGAUGGCGGAAUUUGGGUGUUUCGAUGUGGCCAUAUUUUUCAUGGGGCUUGUUUAGAUGUUAAUAAAAUUAAAUUGUGCCCUGCUUGUUUGCCGAUGGUUAAGUAAAUAUGUAGUUAUGUACAUUGUAUACAAUAUAGUUCAAUACUUGACUCGGAAAAAAAAUUGGCUAUUGUCUAAGGUCGCGUAAAAGACUAUGCAAAGAACAAAUAUUAUACGUAAAGUUUGAAAUAUUUUGUAAAUACCUAAACUAACUGACACUGCUUUCAAUAAAAAAAUCUUAAUAGCACUUUAAAUUUUCCGCCGCCUGCAGUGAGUGUCCAUGCAAAUAAAAUGUGACGUUCUUGCGGAAAAGUGACAUUAUUGCAAUAGGUGCAAAACGGCUGAAUAAUAAGUAUCUAUAGUACUUAACUACUUCGUAUUCGGCCAAAUACCGAAUUUAAAAAAAAAUGGCCGUAUAGUUUCCAAAUAUUCUUGGCAUAUCUAAUAUUGACUGUGGUUAUGAUGCUUUACCUUCAAUUCGGCAAUUUUUUUUAGGUAAUUAAUUAUCUACGUAAUUUUUAUGUCACGUGGUAAAACCGGUCGGUAUUCGCUCCGUGCAUGACUGUGGCGCCGCCCUAGUGUGUGUGAGAUAUACUGCUAAUUUGACAGUUGAGAGCUGCCAAAUAUUAUGAUGAUGUCAUCCUACAAAAGUUCAUAUUUCCACCACGUCGUGCGUUGGCGUCGCUUAUAUUUCCGACACCACCAACUUCGCACAUAGCCAAUAUUAUGCUCGUGCAAUAGUUUUGACGUAAUAAGAUAUCUCGCAUAUAAAGUUUGUGUUAUAUUUAGCCCUAGAAAAAAUAUUUAACUUUCUAAUUAAUUUUCAACUAAUCUCAUUAAUUUAGUAGAUAAUGGAUUAAUGGCUAAACCAAAAAAUAUAUCCUUUUGCCGAGUACUUAUGAUAAUCAAUCAAGCACAUAUAGCUUAAUUUGAAAUAUAUUAUCAAUUGUAAAUUACUUAAAUAAUAUAUUUUUGUAAAUUGCCAUAUUGCUCUCAUUCAAAUUAUUCUGAUAUUAUUGUAUUAUUAUAUAGUUCGUAUGUGAAUAAAUAU